Molecule: messenger RNA, 3516 nt
Organism: Closterium sp. Naga37s-1
Lineage: Eukaryota; Viridiplantae; Streptophyta; Zygnematophyceae; Desmidiales; Closteriaceae
Source: the annotation of a GenBank genome assembly
AUGAAUCUUCGCACCGUUCAGCCGAAGAACAAACCCUCCCCUUCCUCCUCCUCCUCUUCCUCCCCUCUCCGCUCCUCUCUUCCCCGAGAGGAAAGGGCCUCCUCUCUCGGGCCAUCUGCGCAACGACAUGCAGUUGAUCUCACCACCUCCUUCCCGCAGUUCAAGCGAGAAAUUGCCCGCAUCCGCUGCUUGGCAUCCCUCAAAUCCGCUGCAGCUGCAGCCGCUGCGGCUUCCUCUGGUGCCGCUUCCUCUCCUCAUGCUGGGUCUCCGUCUGGUAGAACGCACUCCAAAGAGCGGUGGCAGGAGUGGGCCAAGCAAGUGAAGGGAAAGAAGUUUCAUCCUCAUCAGCAGAACGAGCAGCAGGAAGAGGAAAACGAGGAGGACGAGUGGGCUGACCAAGUGAAGGGGAAAAUAUAUCAUCCUCAUCAGCAGACCGAGCAGCGAGAGGAUGAAAACGAGGAGGAGGAGUGGGCCGAGAGAGUGAAAGGAAAGGGGCUCCUGUCACAACAGCAAAACGAGCAGGGGGAGAUGGAGGAGCGGGAGAAGGAGGAGCCACAGAGCUGCGAUGAAAUUCAAAUGGAUCAGCAAACAGAUAAGAAUGCAGAUAAGCUGACAGAUCAGCAGACCGAUGAGCAACAGGAGCAGGAUCAGAAGCAGAUUCAGCAGGUGAAGCAGCAGGUGAAACACUCACAGGGAAAGCCACCGAGACCAAGUCAUAGCCGCAGUAUGAGUGCACAUUCCACUCUCAACAGGCGCCAUCAUUCAGAGCUCCGUCCUCGUUUCUCCUCGCCAGCUACCCCCUCAGAUGCCUCAGGUGAAUUUCCAGGUGCAUCUUCAGGUGUAUCGCCAGGUGCCUCCUCAGGCCCCAGCCGCAGCAGGCACGUUUCCCAUUAUCGAUCGCGCGGCUCCAGUGCUGAAAGGAUGCAUUUUGGCUCUUUUUCUGGUGGACACUCCUCUGCUUCCGAUUCUAAUCUUACCUCUGCAGCAGCAACCAUUUCGGGCGCUAGCGCUUUUUUGCACACUCAGGGGCCUAUUCAGGUCCACCCUCAGGUGUUUUCUAAGGUGCGUGCUCAGGUGCGUCCUCAGGUUUCCCAGUUCCUCUUUGAGACGUGCUUUUCGCCAGAACCCCCGUUGCCUCCUCGUGCAAACCUUCUUCUGGCGAAAUACUCUGAACUGUCAAGGAUGGAACGUAGAGAGCUCUCAAAUAGAGGGCAUGUCCUGAGGCCUGAAAAAGGGGAGAGAGUGCGAAAGGAGAGAAAGGUGGACGUGGAAGAGAGAGAGCGAGAGGAGGAGGAAGAGAAGGGAUUGGAGGGGAGGAGAGCGAAGGUGAACGAGUGCAGUGCAGAGGGGUUGAGAACGGGAAGGGGAGGAGGUAGGGAGAGGGAGGGGGAAACGGGUAAGUUGGUGUGGGAGAAGCUAGAGCAGCAGCUGGAGGUGCAGAUGGAGGAGGAGGAGAGGCGAGACAAAUAUUUGGAGAAUCAGCGAGCAGAGAGCAGAGCGGUGCUGCUGCUGGAGGGAAGAUGGUUGGGAGCUGUGAAGGGCAGGGUGGUGAGGUGGAUGGGCAGCAGUUUCGACAGCAAGAGUGUGGGAAUUGGAGGAGAGGAGAAGGGAGAGAUAAUAGGGAAGAUUGAUUGGACGAGUGAUCGAAGUGGGAUGGAGGGUGAGGGAGAGGAGGGGGAUGAGGAGGAGGAUGCGGAGGAGGAAGGAGAGGAGGAAGGGAAGAAGGGCGGGGAGAUGCUAUCUGCAAGGGAAGAGGCCAUGAUGCUACUUUGGGAGAUCCCGGGCAUAGGGAGCGAGGAGGGGGAGGAAGAGGAGGAGAGGAGGAGGGUGCGAUUAUGUCACUCCCUGGCAGCAGCAGCUGGGGAGAUUGCCAGUGGGGCUUUAAAUGUGGCAGGGGGGAUCAAACAAAGGGCGUUGAACGUGAGGGAGGGGAUUAAAGAAGGGGCAUUGAAUGUCAGGGAAGGAGUUAAGGAAGGGGCGUUGCAUUUCAAGGAAGAAGUGAAGGAAGGGGCGUUGCAUUUUAAGGAAGAAGUAAAGGAAGGGGCGUUGCACGUCAAGGAAGAAAUUAAGGAUGGGGCGUUGAAUGUUAGGGAAGGAAUCAAAGAAAGGGUGUUGAACGUGAAGGAGGGGAUAAAGGGAGCGGUGAUGACUCUAACUGGGGCUGGGAUAUUGAAGGAGGGGCAGGAGGAGAGGGAGUGGGAGGAGGAGGAGGAGGAGGAGGAGGAGGAGGAGGAGGAGGAGGAGGAGGAGGAGGAGGAGGAGGAGGAGGAGGAGGGAACAGGGGAGGUGGGAUCUGGAUUUGGGGUGCUUCCGAGCCUGGGGAGGUCUUAUCUGGGGGAGGUGGAGAUUGGUGCUGUUGGGUUUGCAAAGCUUGUACGGAGAUAUGAUGAUGAUGAUGAUGAGGAGGAGGAGGAGGAGGAGGAGGAGGAGGAGGAGGAGGAGGAGGAGGAGGAGAAGGAGGAGGAGGAGGAGGAUGCGGAUGAGAGCGAGAGUAACAAUAAUGAGGCUGGCAUUGAAGAGGAUGAUGAGAGUGACAAUCACAAGUGUGGUAGCAGCAACAGGGCCAUCUGGUGGGGCGGUUAUGAGGAAGAGGAGAAGCUGAGGGCUGAUGAUUCAGGUGAAGAUUCAGGUACAACUUCAUGUGAAUGUUCACAGAACCCAGUUGUGCUUAGUGGUUUGGAGGAAGGAGAGACUUCGAGUGGGCGAGCGGUAGCGAAAAGGGCAUUGGAAGAGGGGAGCGCAUUGAAUGCGGGAGGAGGAUCAGAAGAGGAAGGAGGGUUAGGAAGGGGUUUGCAAGGGGGAGGAGGAUGGCAAAGAGCAGUCGCUGGAUGGGGUGCUUUGAGGAAGCUUGACAGUAGGCGGCGAGAUCGUCAGUCUAGGUCAUCAUUUGAUUCUGAUCUACCUUCUGUGGAGGAAGAGGAGGUGAAACAGUAUUUGAGUGAGGAGGGGAGAGAGGGGGGGGAGGGAGAGGAUGGGCCGAAAGGGAGAGUGAUGGAUGGUGGGAGAGAGGAGGAGGAUGGCAGAGAGGUGGAGGGUGAAAGAGAGGAGGAGGAUGAAAGAGAGGAGGAGGAUAUUAGAGAGGAGGAGGAUGCAGGAGAGGAGGAGGAUGAAAGAAAGGAGGAUGAAACAGAGGGGGAGGAUGAAAUAGAGGAGGAUGGGAGAGAGGAGGAGGACAAAAGACAGGGAGAGGAGGGGAGAGAGAUAGGGGAAGGAGGAGAUGCAAUGCGGAGAAUAGGGAAGAAGGAAGGAGAGUUGGAGGGGGGGAAUAGGAGUGAAGGGGAGGAGCAACAGAGAGAGCCAGAGGAGGGAAGGUGCAUCGGGGAUGUGGGAGUGAGGCAGCAGCCAAGACAGGCAGAGGAGGGUGUAAAGGUGCAAGGGGGGGAUGAGGUGGAGGGGGAGGGCGAGGUGGAGGGGGAGGGCGAGGUGGAGGGGGAGGGCGAGGUGGAGGGGGAACGAGGGGUCGAGGUACAAGGAGGGGCGAAGGAGAGUGCAGGGGUGAAGGGAGGAAAUACUUAA